GUAUCAUUUUUUUGGGAUGAUUUAAUUGUGGAAUUAUGACUUCUUUUUUCUUUUUUUUCAGUUACUAUAUUUUGUUAACUAGAUUUUGUGUAUUUUGAUUCGACAAUAUUGUCAAUCAAAAUGAUACGAACUAAUUUUAUUGUCCCACACCGGUCAAAUGAAGGAUUUGAUGAUGAGUUUAUAUGGCCAAGCUUCUACAGAUUGCUCGAAAAUGGCUUCCAGAUGCAGCAGAAUCAUUAAUCGAGCUUCUCUUUCAUCUGUCAGAUCUGCGAUUAAGCCCGAAUUUCAAUCGCCCAAGACGUCGUCGUUCCACGCCUCCUCCCUCCCGUCCAGAUCCGCUUCCUCCCCGCUUCGACCAUUCUCCUUCUCUAGGUGCCCGUCGGAGUUGGGAUGCGCCGCGUCGAUGCUGCCGCUGCACACCGCCGUUGCUACGGCGAGGAUGACGUCAUGUCUCAGCUCAACGUCUCGGGAUUCUAGGGCUCUUUCACAGGGUACUCUCUGCUGCACUUCUCCAGGCCUCUAGCAUGUCUUUUAUUACUCCCAAAUUACAAAAGAAAGCACAUGAGUUUCCAAAAGAAUGAAAGAAUAUACUGGGACAAUUAGAGAUCCUCAAAAAAUGCUUCAGUGUCUUAUUCUGAAGUUUGAAAGCUUGUUAGCAUCCUAAAUGAAAUGUAUCUGUUUUUGUAGGCGUUUAAUAUAUCUUCUACCCCGUUCUACAUGCUAAUUGUACCUUAGUUUGGUCAUUCAUUAUCUGUCUUAAGUUUCAAGUUUGUACUAUUCUUUUGGAUGUAAAACGCAAAGUUCACUCUUUUGAGGAAUGAAUAAAGUUUAAUACACAGUUUCACUUUAAAUCUGGCUUGUAUCCAUAGCAGAUGUUACUAAUUUCAUGCAUGUAUUUUAACUGAUUUUGAUUUAGUUUGACAAGCAUAGUUUGGUAACAAAAAGUUCUCCUUUUCCCAGAUGAAAUUGAUGGAACGUGAUUCGUUUUUGCUGUUUCUGGUGGAUCAUCUCUACUUGAAUGUAUCUUAACCUCGAGGAAAUUAUAAGAGUAGUUUCUCUGCAUUGCUCGAUUUAGUUUAGCUCUGAAGAAAUGGUUUUUGUACUU
This is a messenger RNA of Cuscuta campestris, 1105 nucleotides long. The record is from the annotation of a GenBank genome assembly. NCBI's taxonomy places the organism in Eukaryota, Viridiplantae, Streptophyta, Magnoliopsida, Solanales, Convolvulaceae.